UCACAGGUUUGCACCUGAUAAUGUCAUUGUUAUGUCGUAAAUGUAUAUAAAUCAAAUGAAAAAAUAUUUGAAUUUUAGUUAUAAAUUGUCUACACAUACAUUCAAAUAGGAAAAUGUGACUAAAUUAUUUAUGGCAUAUUUUUUUUCUCUAUUGUUUUUUUUUUUUUUGGAAAGUGAAUAUACAGUGCAAAAAUGAAGACGAUAUCUGGCACCGAAAAUUCAAAAAGACCUUUAAAAACCGUUAUAAAUGGAGACGACAGUAUUUCCGGUUAUGGAACUAUUUCCGGUGGAGCACCAGCAGAGCUGACGUCAUGGAGACGUUAUCUAAUAGGACCUCUUUUAUCGGUUUAUAUGUUUGGUUACAUGAUGUCAUAUUAUACCAUUACAGAAUACACCAAUAAGACGUGGCAUGACAUAAAGUUUAAAGAAGCAAAUAUUUCUGUAAACAGUUCGUCCUUAUCUGUGUGUGUUGCAAAUAAAAGUAGUCCAGAAUUCAAAGUUGAGAGUGAAGCGACGUCUAUGGCUGCACAAUAUAUGGUCUAUUAUAGUUUAUCUCAAGGUAUUCCAGCCGUAGUGUCGAACCUUAUUCUUGGCUCGUAUACAGACGCACUAGGUAGGAAAUUUUUACUUGGCGUAGGAAUUUCUGGAACAACAUUACGGUUGAUAUUUUCGGUUAUUAUCAUAUAUUUCAAAUUUGAUAUGUUAUAUUUCAUUGGAGCAUGCUUCAUAGAAGGUUGCACCGGCCAGUAUGCCACAUUCCUUCAAGUAUGUCUUGCAUAUGCGGGGGAUAUUACCAAACCUGGCAAGCAAAGAACUAAUGGAAUGGCAUAUAUUAUGUUUAUGCUUGGAAGCUCAUUAACUUUGGCCAGUUUUGCAGCAGGAUAUCUUAUACAAAAUUAUAACUUCUACGUUCCUUUGGCAGCUGCCGUAGUCCUACUAACAAUAGCGUUUUUUAUGAUGUUGGUUCUUCUACCAGAAUCAUUUCCCCCGGAGAAAAGAAAAACAGGCAAAUCUCUCAGGGAAGUAGUUGGGCACAGUUUCUCAUUUUUCAUAUCUAAAGACUAUGGCAGCAACCGAUGGAAAUAUCAGUUUUUACUGCUAGCCCAUGGUUUCUGCGAAUUUAGCUUUCUUGGACGCAUAGGUACAGAAACCAUUUAUCAAAUGUCCACGCCAUUUUGUUGGAGUGCUGAAAAGGUUGGGUUGUAUGGGGCGGCAAGGACAGUUGGAAUGAUGGUGUUUGGGGUGUGGUCUGUAAAAUUCUUUCAGCUAUUUUUACCAGAUGUCAGUAUUGCUAUGAUAGGUGUAUUGUCCUACGCCGGAUGUUUCACUAUAACAGCACUGGCAAACAACAGCGCAAUGCUUUAUCUAGCGGCGGCUGUAUCAAGUUUUGGGCCAUUAGAGUCGAUAGUUAUAAGGAGUGUCGCGUCCUCAUUAUCUGAACCUAGUAAACAAGGAGCUAUCUUUGCAGCGUUCGCAUCUGUAGAAAUCAUUGUUAAUCUUCUUAGUAAUGUUGGAACCAGUGCUAUAUACUCUGUCAGUGUGAAGUUCAUGAGAGGCUUUGUAUUUUUAGUACUGUCGUCAUUUGAUGGUAUUGCUUUCGUUCUGCUCAUAAUAUUAUUGAUUAGAUGGAAACGUGAAGAAAGGAAGAUAACUAUGGUGAAGAUAUGAUUAUCUUUUAAUUUAGUGCAAAAAGAAGGAUUACUCGAUGUUAAAAGCGUUCAAAUAAGUGUUUUUUUCCACACAUUUUGUGUUAAUACGAUUGUUUGUAUUUUGCAAUUUUUGUUUAUUUUAUACAAAGCAUCAUCUCGUCUGCUGAUGAAUCUUAAUAGUAUUUGAAUAUUUUUAUUUGUAAAAUAUCUACUGUAUAUUAACUGACAAAACUUGAGUUAAUGUUUAAAUUAUAUUAAAUUUAUUCCUGGUCUCACAAGAUUGGAGUUUUAUUAUGUGGACAAACACGUACUUUUAUUCACUUGAAUUUGACUACCUUUAAUGAAUAAGCAAUUUAUGGCAUUAAAUAAUGUUAAGAUAAGAUUCAAGUGUCAUUAUAUUUUUAUGAUUCCUCAUUUUUGUAGGCUUUAUCAUAAUAAUACUAUGAGGUACAUUUCAAACAAUGGAUUUGUAUCUUUCGGCGGGUGUAUAUCAAUUCAAGUCGUUGGAAUCUUUUAUUUUUCUUCGGAGGUAGUGCAUGGACACAGCAGUUGUCCCAUCAUACAGGCGAUCCUUGUUAUUUGACAAAUCCUGUGAAGGGCACCGAAAAAUACAAGGGACCUCGGAUUUUAAGAUCUCACCUAGAAGAUCAUUUGUAUUGUUAGUGUUAGAGUGGGGGAUCGAACCUUCAAGAUCCCUGAAAAUAAUUAAUUAUACCAGCGUGUUAAUACCACUGAACCACAUUCCAAUGACCUAAAACUUAUUUGAGAGACUAUAGAGACACCACCGGAACUAUAUUGGCAACUCACUACAGAAUACUGAUUUUUUUAUUGUUGGUUAGUACAGAUUAUGAAAUUAUUCCGGUCCGUUUCUUUGGCAUGGCAGUUGUAAAGCACUAUUACAGAGGACCCCAGUUCUUAAUUGAGUCUCGUCUGCAAAUGUUGAUGGAUAAGCGCGGGAUCAAACACUAUGCCUCUAUAUCUGAUAUCAAAUAAUCACCACUGCGCAUGCUCUGAGAGAA
Ruditapes philippinarum (Manila clam) is the source of this 2668-nucleotide messenger RNA. RefSeq names its product lysosomal proton-coupled steroid conjugate and bile acid symporter SLC46A3-like. The coding region runs from base 193 to 1668 and encodes 491 amino acids. Gene Ontology annotation, biological process: transmembrane transport. The transcript is spliced from 5 exons. Gene Ontology annotation, molecular function: transmembrane transporter activity. The record is from RefSeq and is a predicted model, not a curated record. Lineage: Eukaryota; Metazoa; Mollusca; Bivalvia; Venerida; Veneridae. Gene Ontology annotation, cellular component: membrane.